AUGACCGACGCAAGCCCUCCGGCGCUUUCCCUUCCUGAAGACGUCUUUCUCUAUCUGGCAGCGCUCUUUCGUCCCAAUCCGUCAGAGUCACAAGCUGAACAUGAGAUGGACGACUAUCGCCUGGAAGCGUGGGCCAGUUUGCCCGCGGUAUGCAGGCAAUGGCGCGAGAUCUGCUUGGGGUCGCCGUCGUACUGGUCGUACUUUGUCCUGCCCAAUAAGCAUGUACACCCCAGACGCAUGCUCGCGCGCGUUCGAGACGCUCUUCUCGACGUCCGCAUUGAACUGUCGGAAGACGCCACGGACCAGGACGAAGCACAAGUCGCGGCAGACCUGUCUUUGCUCAAUGAUCGUACUCAAAACAUCAGGUCCUUCUCCCUGCACAGCCGCAUGGGGUUGUCCGUCUUAACGUUACUGGAAUGCACCAUGCAGAUCCUCAGCCUGCCCCACACACGCUUGGAGCACCUGUACUUUCACGAUGGCCAUCCAUUGGCAGAGGAGCGCGUCAUAAGUGCUGCGCGGGCCGUCGUCCUGCAGUCUCCCUCUCUCCGAACCUUCAUGUUGAAAGGCCAUCAACGCCUAGACUGGUCUCCGACGACUUCCAACCUACGCCAGCUCACCCACCUUCACCUCGACUUCCUCGACUUCGCUCACAUGCGAGGCGCUCUUACGUAUCUGCCUCAGCUGCAAACAGCGUUCGUCAACCUCGGGGAAGGACAGCUCGCACAAGGGGUUGACUUCGUACCUUCCGCAAGGUCACUGUCGUGGCCAGCGCUCAUGGAGCUGACAUUCCAAUGUCACCCCAUCGACGCCCCUGCCUUUUGGAACGCUUUGGACGUGCCGCACUCUGUCCAAGUGACGUUCAUCAUCGUCACCCAAAGCCCGUUCGUCGCGGCAAUGGAAUCACGCAGACUGCUCAGCACCGCGCUCUCCAUGUUCCUUCCCAGUCGCCACGGCGAGACACCUUCUCAGAAACUAAAUGCUCUGGGCGUAUCAUAUCGAAAGCUGGUAGACGAACGCUCGCUUUCAAGGGUCGCCCUUGAAUGGUACCGUGAGGCGUCGGAGGACCUUGUAUCGCGCAGCCAUCAAGGCAACGGCGGAGCGCGACGGACGCUCGGGAAAUAUGCGACGUCGCUCUGGAUCGAACCAGCAGCACUCAAGGUGGUCCUAGGCUAUAUUCCUUCGUCCUUCAACCACCUCGGAUCAUUACACCUCGAUUCCCAGAAUUUGUCCCGCAAUAUCAUCGCCGCGAUGAGCGCUUACUUUCCGCACAUGUCCACGCUUCAAGAACUACAUAUAUGUGGCAGCAGGGACGUCCAUAUCGUCGGCCGAUCGCUCAGUGUCAAUUUACCGGGGCUCCGCCGGCUCAUUGUCGAAAGGUUCGAAGGAUCAGAAGAAUACAUAGAUGUCGUUGGUGCUCUAUGUGUAUACCUGGGACAAAGAUCGGCUGCUGGUUUACCGACGUUGGAGUAUCUGAGGCUUCGCGAAGAUGGGAUGACGGAGGGCACACUGAUAGGAUUUGAGGGUCUCGUACAAGAACUUUGCGCGUAUCGUAUGGAGGACGUGUAG
Molecule: messenger RNA, 1566 nt
Organism: Peniophora sp. CBMAI 1063
Lineage: Eukaryota; Fungi; Basidiomycota; Agaricomycetes; Russulales; Peniophoraceae
Source: the annotation of a GenBank genome assembly